Molecule: messenger RNA, 1901 nt
Organism: Punica granatum (pomegranate)
Lineage: Eukaryota; Viridiplantae; Streptophyta; Magnoliopsida; Myrtales; Lythraceae
Source: RefSeq, a predicted model, not a curated record
AGGAAAGAACCAGAAUGGAGGGAAGAAUAAGCAGAAGCAGCAGCGAGCUCUCUCACUUCGCUCCGAGAGGGAAGAAAAAGCGUAGAAACUCUGAAGAGUGAUCAUGCAAUGUCGGCGAGACGAAGACCCGCGUCUGCUCCGCCGAGGAGCGUCCUCCCAUCGCAGGAGCUCCUCGACGAUCUCUGCAGCCGCUUGAUUCUAAAUCUACCGAAAGAAGACCUGGAGUCGUUUGAGAGGAUCUUAUUUGUGGUGGAGUAUGCACAUUGGUUCUACGAGGAUAAUAUAGCGGAGAAGGAUCCUUGCCUGAAGUCAUUCAAUCUGAAAGAGUUUGCUCAAUUGAUUUUCCAGAGAUGUGAAGUAUUCAGACCUUAUGCUGUUCAUAUUGAUGAGAUUUUCAAGAUGUUCACUUCCUACAAGUUACGUGUUCCAGUUUUCGGUGCAAUUAUAUUGGACGAAUCUUCUAAACGGUGCUUACUAGUGAAGGGAUGGAAAGGACACACCUGGAGCUUUCCCCGUGGUAAAAGGAACAAGUUAGAGGAAGAUCAUGAUUGUGCUAUUAGAGAAGUCUUGGAGGAAACUGGCUUCGAUAUUUCAAAUCUUCUUAACAAAAACGAAUAUAUUGAAAAGACUUUUGGAACGCAGAGAGUGAGGCUAUACAUAAUUGCUGGUGUGAAGAGUAAUACUAGUUUUGCUCCGCUAACUAAAAAGGAGAUCAGGGAAAUUGGAUGGCACUGCCUUGAUAAACUCGAGUGCGGAAAUGAUUCAGUGCUAUCUCGUGGUGGCAUUGGCCCAAGGCUUUAUAUGGUGGCUCCUUUUCUGAAAUCUCUGAAGUCAUGGAUUUCAGAGCAUCCUGCCUUGGUUGCUCAAGGUUCUGCUGUGCCUACAAAAGGAAAACUUAUUUGGAGUGCACAGAUAAGUCCAACCCAAGGUCAAUUGAUGAUCACAAAAGGUGAAUCAGAGUCAUCUAAAUCUCCACCUGAAGCAUCUCCAUCUGACACGCGCCCGGGCAAGUCUUUCAGGAACUUCAGCUUCAAUACUCCUGCCAUCCUAAAUGCGAUGGAAGCAGCCUUUGGCGCCUAAAAAGCAAUCUAGGCAAGUACUUUACCAUGAUGAAGAGGCUGGUUUUUCCGAUUCAUGCUCAGGUGGCUCUCCAAUCCUUCUUUCGUCCUGCUGCAAUAUAUUGAUUAACGUCAAAUCCCCAUAUCAGUAUAGGGUGUAAAUGUCGCAUAUGCUGUAUAGAGUAAAUCCAAUAGUCAAAGAAGCAUCGACUGGUUGCUUUCCCUCCCGAUCCAACAACAUAUCAUUGUGAUGGAUAUCUUUUUCAACUGGAAUGCCUGCGGAAAAUUUUCUUGGAGAAGAAAAUCUCGGUGUUUCUUGUGCGAGGCUGCUUCUUGGAUAGUUGCGUAUGUUUCCAAGUCCAACUAAGCUUACGUGGCAUGUUUCCCCAGUGCAUUGCUGGAGUGUUCGGCGGGAAGUCCAGAAUAAACAGCCAAUCAGAUAGUUCUCGUAGUUGUUACAAAAUCGGAUCACGGGCAUUGAUCUGUCAGAUUAUGCAACAUACCGUUGGGCUGAGUUGGGUCGGAUUGGUUGUGGGGACCGUCUUGUCCUUGAAGGGUAUUCAUCCGAGCUGUCCGUUUAUUAUAUUUAGUGAAAGCAGGAACAGCGGAUAUCCCAUUGUCGUCCAGCCGAUUUAUUCAUGCUCUCGUGUCUCCUUCAUUCAUUGCCUGAAUUCCUGAUAUUGGUGGCCCCACCGGCGAACAAAGAGCCUGCAUGCCCUGUCCGGUGCCAAGUGUUUCGCAUAGCUACGGUUCAUCAGCAAUCUUCUGUAGUCAUCCCACGAAUUGGUCAUCAGACCACGCGGUAGUAUCAUUGCUCCAUAAAAUACUCGUUUUAGUUCAAAA